Messenger RNA from Ostertagia ostertagi, 396 nucleotides. Lineage: Eukaryota; Metazoa; Nematoda; Chromadorea; Rhabditida; Trichostrongylidae. The record is from the annotation of a GenBank genome assembly.
AUGCGCUCUCCGAUUCAGGGUGAAAGGGACGCUUUCGAUACGCUGUUCGACUAUGGACCCGAUAAGUUGGCUCAUGUGAAGACGUCGCUGCUUGCCUUCUGCAAUAAACAUCUCAACAAGAUCAAUCUUGAGGUUUGUGAUCAUGAAGCUAUGGCCUUAGAUGGCAUAUACUAUCUACAUUUCGCACUUCGAAAUGUGCAGCAACAUUGGCAAAUUGUCGAUAUUCAGGUAUCGUCGCACGAGGAGAAGGUGAAAAAUGUGGCGUUCGCGUUCAAGCUGAUGCAUGACGCGGGCCUGCCGAAACCACGCAGUCGUGUUCAGGAUAUCGCCAACGGCGACCUUAAGAGUACAUUGCGUCUGCUUCACCUUCUAUUCACCAAAUACAAGCACAUCUGA